UUGGUUGUGUGUGACCGCGCAACACCAGUGUGGUCUUGGAACCAAGACUAGUAUGUGUCCACAUUGUGCACCAUAAACAGACGCACACAGUUCUGUGUCUACCACAAAUAAGUUUGUAAGCUUGUACUUCAACAGGAGAAGUUGUCCUACAAGGUUGUUGUUGUGUGUCUGUAAUUUUCGUGUGAGAACGUUGCAACCCAAUAUGGAAACCAUUGACUGUUUGACACUGUGGAAUGGCGUCAGAAUACCAACGUUGGGAAUUGGAACGUCAUUUAUUGGUGGCUACAGUCACGAGGCAAUGGUCCACGCGCUGAAACAUUGCAAUGUCAGACAUAUCGACACGGCUAGGAAGUACCACAACGAACACCUAGUGGCUAAGGCUAUUCUGGAAAGUGGAGUGGCGCGGGAGGAGCUGUUUAUCACCAGUAAGGCAUGGCCGUCCGAUUACGGUUACGAGAGCACGAAGACAGCCUUCCGAGAGUCUCUACAACAAACUCAAGUGGAUUAUUUUGACCUUUACUUACUUCACUUUCCGAAGUCGCCUGAUGGAACCAGCGACAAGAAACUAAUCAGUGAAUCUUGGAGGGCACUGGAAGAACUGUACGCACAAGGUCUUUGCAAAUCCAUUGGAGUGAGUAACUUUGAGAUCUCGGACAUUGAAAACUUGAAGGAAACGUGGACGGUCAUUCCCAUGGUCAAUCAGAUCGAGGUCCAUGUGUUCUGCUAUCCUAGAGAGCUGAUCGAUUAUUGUCAAGGACUCGGGAUGCAGAUUGUGGCACACUGCCCAUUGGCUAAAGGAAAGGUCAUGGCUCAUCACGUGAUUGUCAAUAUAGCGGACAAAUUAAGCAGGAAGUGCAGUCAGAUUGCGAGUCGUUGGGUUAUACAGCACGGCCUCGCAGUGAUACCUAAAUCCACAAAAUGUAGCCGAGUCGAAGAAAACAGCAAGGUGUUUGACUUCACGCUAUCGGAUGAGGAUAUGGUAACUCUGAAUCAGAUACACGUGACAGAUGGUCAACGUGUUUCAGAUCCAAGCAGGGUGCGGUUCGAUCAGCUGGCACUUUAAACAGCUACUUGAGCGGAAUUGUUUUUAUUUUUUUUUACGGGAAAUGCUAUUUCCACUUGUUGAUAGUGUGUUUGUCAACCAUUUUAGUGUGAUUUUGAUAUGAGUAAACUUGUUUUUUUUUCUUAAUUAUCGAUUUAAAAACCUUGCCCCACCCACAAUGUUUUGUAAAAAUAAAAACACUUCUGCCAUUGCCGGCGCAAGUAAAAAUGACAAUGCUUUGACGUCAUGUCCUCUUGAUAUUUGUGAUUUACCUACUGCAGAGGGCUGGGCCGGAUUUCAUGGCUCUGCUUAUACCGUAAGCAAGGAAUCGGCGUUUACGAAAGCAGGGAAUUAUUUGCUUACGGCAAGCGUAUUUAACGGGUUAAAGGUCACUGGUCACUGGGUCAAUGGGACUCAAUGUGCUGUUCUUGGAUGUUUUGGUUUAUAAUUCAUACUGAUGGAGCGUGAUGACAAAGAAGGCAAAAUAUCACAAGGCAAAUUGUACACUGAAAGGGAAUUCCGCCAUUGGUCUCUUGAACCGUUAUUGAGUAUUUGUGCAGUGAGGCAUUUCGUCUCGGUAAAAUUAUCAAGAACCAGGCCUCGUUGGGAUUAAACCACUACUUGAAAACCUCUUCACUACUUAUUGAUUCCCUUAUUUAACACGGAUGCCGACUUGGUACCCAUGCCGCAGAACGUUGUAAUUAGUUUUACUUGUCCCGUGUAAAUAGUGUCAAGAUAGCUGCAAACCUCUGCGAAAAAGUAUUCAACUAUUCUCGUCUGGGGGUAAUGAUAAUUGAUUGCCUCUGAAUCAUCAGAGUAACCAUUGAUGACGUAUGUUUUGUGCGCAUGUGCACUAACUUGAUCUCAACAACUUAACUUUUUUAGACUUAAGUGGGGUACUAAGAUAAGUGGGGUACUUAGAUGUUUUGUGAUUAGCUACUUAAGCGCCCCACUUAAGUUAGCAGGGUGUGUGCUUUAGACUUCAGUGAAAACUUACGUACUCCACUAAGUUAAGUUUCGUGAAUACCGCCCCAGGGCAUUAACCAGUUUCAAUAACUCAUGAACAGAAACUGCAACUUGCAAUAUGAAAUACAUGCAGUAGUUCGAUAUUUAUUUUUUAAAAACAUACAAUUUUAUCUGAGUAUGCCUGCUUAUAAACAUGCCACAAUCAAAGUCGUAAGUGAACAUAGUAAUAUUAAUAAUAAUAAUAUAGGUUUUUCUCGGUCAAUUUCGGAAAAUGAGCAGCCAAUUUUUCGUUUGGAGGCAUUCAAAUUCCUAGCACACUCAUUCUUUUUUUAUGACACACAAUCAUCAUUCAAUUUAGCAAAGCUGAUUCGACUAGAGAUUUGCUGAUUUGAUCAUUUUCAAUUUCGUAAAGAGGCAAUCAAUUUCGCUAAACGAGGAUUGAAAUAAGUCUACGACUAAAGAGUUACGAAUAAACAGAUAAACUGUAAAGUUAAAGGCAACUGUUUCGUACCUUCCCUUUUAAAUUAAGCGAACCUGAUUUGUUUAUUGUUAUGUUUCCAGUAGACUUUACCUGGGGCCCCAUAAGCUUUUUUUUCCUUCUUUAUUUUUUUUUCGGGAGAGAUUUAAUGGUUAACUGAGCAAGACCCGAUUUGAAUGUGUUUGAAUGUUUUUUUUUUUUUUUUUUUUAAAGGUUUUUGUGGGUAAAUUUUCGCCAAC
This is a messenger RNA of Asterias rubens (European starfish), 2725 nucleotides long. Its product is annotated as glyoxal reductase-like. NCBI's taxonomy places the organism in Eukaryota, Metazoa, Echinodermata, Asteroidea, Forcipulatida, Asteriidae. Gene Ontology annotation, molecular function: oxidoreductase activity. The record is from RefSeq and is a predicted model, not a curated record. The coding region runs from base 203 to 1063 and encodes 286 amino acids. The transcript is spliced from 8 exons.